Messenger RNA from Thalassophryne amazonica, 2824 nucleotides. It is a transcript of the gene vps16, whose product is annotated as vacuolar protein sorting 16 homolog. The transcript is spliced from 24 exons. Gene Ontology annotation, biological process: endosomal transport; intracellular protein transport; vacuole fusion, non-autophagic. The record is from RefSeq and is a predicted model, not a curated record. The coding region runs from base 118 to 2622 and encodes 834 amino acids. NCBI's taxonomy places the organism in Eukaryota, Metazoa, Chordata, Actinopteri, Batrachoidiformes, Batrachoididae. Gene Ontology annotation, molecular function: actin binding. Gene Ontology annotation, cellular component: HOPS complex; lysosomal membrane; endosome.
AGAGGAAGAAGAAGAAUAAGUAGUAGCAGCAGGAUGCUAAACUAAGCUGAGACUAAAUUAGUCAAACUUAGUGGAUUUCUUUUUUAUUAUUUUUUGAAUAAAGUGAACUGUAUCAUUAUGUCUUUUAUCACCGCUAGCUGGAACCCGCUCGGAGAGGCUUUUUACCGGAAAACAGAACUGUAUCAGAUGUGCUGGAGUUUACGGGAUGGCCUCAAAGACUGCCUGGUGGCUGCUGCUCCAUAUGGAGGGCCAAUAGCUCUCCUCAGAGAGCCUCAUAGACACUCGCCCAGCGCUCGUCCUCAGCUGGACAUUUACUCAGCCUCUGGGGUUGCUGUUGCUAGCUUCCAGUGGAAGAGUGGUCCAGUCAUCCAGUUGGGCUGGACUGUGUGUGAUGAGCUGCUGUGCAUUCAGGAAGAUGGUUCGGUUCUCAUCUAUGAUCUAUAUGGAUCUUUCAAGAGACACUUCAGCAUGGGACAGGAAGUUGUCCAGAGUCAAGUUUUAGAAGCCAAAGUAUUUCAUUCUCCUUAUGGUACAGGGGUUGCCAUAGUAACAGGUUCCUUUCGCUUUACUUUGGCAACCAACAUUGAUGACUUGAAGCUGAGGCGACUGCCUGAAGUUCCAGGCCUACAGGGAGCACCAUCCUGCUGGGCUGUCCUGACUCAGGACAGACAGACUAAAGUGUUGCUGGCAAAUGGAUCAGACAUCUUCAUUGUGGACAAUACGUCUUGUACGGCUGUGUGUCCACCAGGACUCAGUCCUCAGGACGGAAACAUUGUCCAUAUGUGUGUGUCCUUCAGUUAUAAGUACCUGGCUCUGUUUACUGACACGGGGCACCUGUGGACAGGCUCCUCCCUCCUACAGGAUAAACUAAGUGAAGUGGACACGAAGGUGAGGACACCACCCAAACAGAUGGUCUGGUGCCGCAGACCCAGGAGCCAGCAGCCGUCUGUGGCAAUAAUGUGGGAUAGACUCCUCCUUGUGGCUGGAAUCAGUAAUGACACCAUUCAGUUUUCCAUUGAUGAUCGGUGUCUGUGUGUCGGUGAGUUGGACGGCGUUCGUAUUAUCAGCUCCACUCAGCAGGAAUUCCUGGAGGAGGUUCCUCUGGUUUGCCAGGGCAUCUUCAAGAUUGCAUCCAUGGCUCCUGGAGCUCUGCUGCUGGAGGCCCACAGAGAGUACGAGAAAUGCAGUCAAAAGGCUGAUGAGUACCUGCGAGAGAUCAAGGAGCAAGGCAUGCUGCGAGAGGCUGUCAGACAGUGUGUGGAGGCUGCAGGUCACGAAUACGAUGUAAAUACCCAGAAGUCCCUGCUCAGGGCAGCGUCAUUUGGAAAGUGUUUCCUGACAGACUUCAGUCCAGAUCUGUUUGUGACCACGUGCAGAGAGCUGAGAGUUCUAAACGCUGUCCGGGAAAGUGGUGUGGGCAUGCCUCUCACUCACACUCAAUUCAAACAGAUGACUCUCCAGGUGCUGAUUGACAGGCUCGUGUAUCGGCAGUUCUACCCGUUAGCGAUAGAGAUCUGUCAGUACCUGAAGAUUCCAGACUAUCAGGGGGUCAGCCGAGUCCUCAGACACUGGGCCUCCUGUAAGGUGCAGCAGAAGGACCUACCAGAUGAGGCCAUUGCCAGAGCAGUUUGUCUGAAGGUUGGAGACUCACCAGGUGUUUCCUACUCACACAUCGCAGCUAAAGCAUAUGAAUGUGGACGCACGGAACUUGCCAUCAAGUUGCUGGACUAUGAGGCUCGCUCUGGAGAGCAGGUUCCUCUGCUGCUGAAGAUGAAGAGGAGUCAACUGGCGCUGAGUAAAGCUGUUGAGAGUGGAGACACUGACCUGGUGUACACAGUGGUGAAUUUUCUGAAGAAUGAGAUGAACAGAGGAGAUUUCUUCAUGACUCUGAGGAACCAGCCAGUCGCCCUCAGCCUCUACAGACAGUUCUGUAAGCUGCAGGAACAGGAAACGCUGAAGGAUCUUUAUAACCAAGAUGAUGACCACCAGGAACUCGCCAAUUACUAUGUGACAGCAAGUUACCGUGAAAAGAUGCUGGAGACUCGUCUGUCUGUUCUGCAGAGUGCUGUGGACGAAUACUACAAAGCCAAGAAUGAAUUCAAUGCUAAGGCUACAGAAGAUGAGAUGCGUCUCCUUCGAUUCCAGAGGAAGCUUGAUGAUGAAAAGGGCGCAGGGCUUUUGGGACUCUCUUUGCAGGAUACCAUUGAGACUCUGCUGGCUCUGGGUCUCCACAAACAGGCUGAACAACUUUACCGUGAUUUUAAAGUCCCUGACAAGAGGUUCUGGUGGUUGAAGCUGAAGGCUCUGGCAGAGAAGGAGCAGUGGGAGGAGCUGGAGAAAUUCUCAAAGAGCAAAAAGUCUCCUAUUGGUUACCUGGCCUUUGUGGAAAUCUGCAUGAAGAGUCACAACAAGUACGAAGCCAAGAAGUACAUUUCCAAGGUGAUGCCUGAGCAGAAGGUCAAAGCUCACCUGGCCGUCAGUGAUCUGGAAGGAGCUGCGGAUGCCGCCAUAGAACGGAAGAAUGAAGCAGAGAUGGCGACAGUUCUGUCUCAUUGCUCCUCCUCUGACCGACUUUUAAUUGACAGGCUAAACCGGGCCAGAGCUGGUGUUGCUAAAAAGUGAGCUGCGUUCCAAAUGCUUACACAGACCCAGGAGCAAGACCAGAUGUUACCAUGACAACCUGUGGAUGCACACUGCAGUACAGGUGUCUGGACCAAUCGGGCUCCUCGUUUAGUGUGUGUUCUUCAUGUGCUUUAAUGAUUAAUCAGUAAACUGUGUUCUGUAAACAUGUAUUACAAAGUCUGUCCUCUCUGAAUCAAUAAAG